AACAAUCGUCAGAUUGCAGGCUCUACUCGUGGUCCUCGUUUAGUGCUUGUGAACUGAUCAGAGUCCUUGUACUGAGGAGUGCCGAUAUCUCAAAAGGGAAAACUUCGAGCUGAGUUUCUGUCUCGGCUUCUUCUUCUUCUUCUUUGUGCCGGUCUCCGCCUGGAGCAUUGUUCUUCCUCGAUGCGAUUGCUGCCUGGGAAGAGAACCAAGUCAUGUUUCUAGUAUUCUCACGGAUCAUCAGAUGAGAUUCGAAGCAGUUUGAUGCAAAAUUUGAUCGUUCGGGCUUUCUGUCUUGAUAUUUAAAUCACUGCCUGGAUACCAGAAAGUGCAGGUUGCGUCGAGGGAGAGCGCUAAGAUGACAGCAGGAACCGAUGGAAAGAAACGGCCGAACAUUCUCAUGAUACCCGUGUGCUUCAUGGGGCACACACCUGCAUUCGUACACCUGAUUCAUCAGGUCAGCUUGAAGUAUGCCGGGGAAGCGACUGUCACGGUUCUCUCCUCCGUGGAGGUGACUUCCGAGGUGUCGGCGUUGCACAAGAAGGGGGUGUUCGGCAGCUUGGACAUGCGCUUCGUCACGAUGUUCACGCCGAUUACAGACUGUGUGACAGACGAUCCCAAACUUCCUCUUUAUCUCGAAGCUGUCUGCAACAAGUGGAGACGAGAGUUUGAACCGUACAGACAGAAUUAUCUCGAGCAGAGACGGAUGAACAUCGAAACAGAGCUCGGCUCCCCCACGUGCAUAAUUUCAGAUUGCUUCCUGCAUUUUGCCAAGGACUUUGCCGACGACUUGGGAGUGAUCUGGAUUCCUUUGUACACUCUUCCCAUGUGGCUUGGCCUCUCCUUCAUAUAUGCACCGAAAUUAUAUAUCCAACCGAGGCACUCGCCCCAACCCAUCGACCUUCCCGGGCUUGAAAUGUUUCGACACUCCGACCCUCCUUACGAGGUAUGGUGUGAGAAGGACUUCCUCUGGGAGCACAGGAAAUAUGUUGAACAAAGCGGAGGAAUCAUGGUAAACACCCCAGAAUAUAUUGAGACAGAAGUUGGAGCUAUAACAGAGUUCCGAGCCCACCUCCAACGUACCUCCACCUCUGGAAAGGUACCGGUGAUCUACACAAUGGGCCCGAGAAAUGAAAUUCCCGGGUUUGGUGUCGAGUACAGGUCGAAACUGUCGUCCUUCAGUGUCCAGGAUCAGGAGUGUUUGAGGUGGUUGGAUAAGCAGUCUGCCAAAUCUGUCCUGUACAUAGCGUUUGGAACCUUGGCAAACUUGAAGACAGACGAAGUUUCGGUCGUGGCUAGAGGACUCGAGGCCAGUGGAGCAAAAUAUCUCUGGAACCUGAAAAUACCAGCCGGUUCUUCUCUCGAGGCGUGCCUGCCUGCGGGAUUUCUUGAGCGAACUAGUGAUCACGGCUUUCUUCUGACAGGCUGGGCACCACAGGUCAAGAUUCUGCAGCACCCGUCCCUCGGUGGGUUCAUGACUCAUUGCGGAUGGAACUCUACCACUGAGAGUCUUUGCUCCGGCAUCCCCCUCAUUGCAGCCCCUGUUUUCGCUGAUCAAUGCCUCAACGCAAGGGUGGUCACAGAGAAGCUGAAUGUGGGCGUGGCACUUACACCGGGAUACAAGCAUGAUGGCUACGAAAUUUCCAGCACGGAGGUAGAAAAGGCCAUCAAAACUCUGAUGUUCGAUGAUAUAGGGCGCGAGAUCAGGAAGAACGCAGAGGAAGAGCAGAAGCGACUCUUGGCCACGAUGGCGCCGGGUGGAACCACUUACGAAAUGACGGAGGCCUUUCUGAAACUGAUCACCACUGUGUAAACCAUGUAGACAGAUUUAUUUGCACUGUACAUACAGUCCUCAAGGGCUCCAAAAAUGCAACAAUUAGGCCGAUUUCAGUACCUGGAUAACUGGUAGACCUACCUCACUUACAGCAGAGAGAUGUUUCCGGCUGAGAAGCUGUUCAGCUUCUCAGCUUCUCAGCUGCGUAGUUCUACAUUAGAAGUGGAGAUGUAAAGUUGUGACAAUCUCCAGCUGCUGCUUGUAGCGAGUAAUAAAUAUACAAGCACCCC
Molecule: messenger RNA, 2061 nt
Organism: Marchantia polymorpha subsp. ruderalis
Lineage: Eukaryota; Viridiplantae; Streptophyta; Marchantiopsida; Marchantiales; Marchantiaceae
Source: the annotation of a GenBank genome assembly